AAAGGCAGAGAGCAGGAGGCUAGGGAGGGUAGAGGACAAGGAGAAAUGCUCGCCGGCCAGCUGGCUGUUUGCAAGGUUUCCAAACACUGGCUCGUUCUGCGUGACGAGUUUAUCCCUGGUUUGCCCCCCAGCCGUCAGAGAAAAACAGCCUCCGUCUAACUGGGAUUUUCCUCUCGGCUGAUUUUGACAGCCUCUGGGAAGGUGGUUAUUAGACAGAUGACUGUGAACCUGCGUGGAUUACAUACCUUGCGCAGGAAAUGCUCCACUGCGUGCUGUCUACAAGUGCAGCUUUUUCUGUCGACAGUGCAGAAAGCUGGAUACUGCAGUGAGUUGAGGAUAUAAAGGGAAUGCUCACAGCACAACAGAGGCGAACUCACUCCUGGACAGGUACUCUCUGACGGAGGCCAAACUCUGAGGUGGAGGAGGCUGUAAAGAGGCCCUGAAGGAGCCUCAGACCCUCCCUACCUGACCUGGUCGGACACAUCGGACAGCCAUGGCUCCUCGGAAGCGUGGUGGCGGCGGCCGCGGUGGCCUCUCCUUCAUUUUCUGCUGCUUUAACAACAGCGAUCACCCGGAGAUCACUUACAGGCUGCGGGAGGACUUCGCUCUACAGUCCAUGGAGCCGUCACUGCCGAUGCCAGGAUACGAUGAACUGGAUGCCAUGUUUGCCGAGCUGGUGGAUGAGCUUGACCUUACAGAGAAACACAGGGAAGCCAUGUUCGCCCUGCCUGCAGAGAAGAAAUGGCAAAUCUACUGCAGCAAAAAGAAGGAACAAGAAGAAAACAAAAGUGCAACUAGUUGGCCAGAAUACUACAUCGAUCAGCUCAAUUCAAUGGCAGCUAGAAAGACGCUCCUCGCUCUGGAGAAAGAAGACGAGGAAGAGAGGAACAAAACCAUAGAGAGCUUAAAGACGGCUCUGAGGACCCAGCCGAUGAGGUUUGUGACUCGUUUUAUCGACCUGGACGGCCUGACAUGUAUCCUGAAUUUCUUGAAGAGCAUGGACUACGACACCACAGAGUCCCAGAUCCACACGUCUCUGAUUGGCUGCAUCAAAGCCCUGAUGAACAACUCGCAGGGCCGCGCUCACGUCCUCUCUCACACCGAGAGCAUCAACAUCAUCGCUCAGAGCCUGGCCACAGAAAACAUAAAGACUAAGGUGGCAGUGCUGGAGAUAAUGGGCGCUGUAUGUCUGGUGCCUGGUGGACACAAAAAAAUUCUGGAGUCCAUGCUGCACUACCAACGUUUUGCCUGCGAGAGGACGCGCUUCCAGACGCUAAUAAAUGAUCUGGACCGGAGUACAGGGAGAUAUAGAGAUGAGGUCAACCUGAAAACAGCCAUCAUGUCCUUUAUAAACGCUGUGCUGAGUCAAGGAGCAGGAGAGACUAGUUUGGAAUUCCGCAUCCACCUCCGAUAUGAGUUUCUUAUGCUGGGGAUCCAACCUGUGAUCGAUAAGCUACGUUCUCAUGAAAACUCCACAUUAGACAGGCAUUUAGACUACUUCGAGAUGCUGCGGAAUGAGGAUGAGCUGGCUAUAUCAAAACGUUUCGAGUCGGUACAUGUGGACACCAAAAGUGCCACUCAAGUUUUUGAUCUCAUCCGGAAGAAGAUGAACCACACUGAUGCAUACCCGCACUUUAUGUCUGUCCUGCACCACUGUCUGCUCAUGCCACACAAGAGGAGUGGUAACACGGUGCAGUACUGGCUGCUGCUGGACCGGAUCGUCCAGCAGAUGGUCUUGCAGAACGACAAAGGUCACGACCCCGACGUCGCACCACUGGAGAAUUUUAACGUGAAGAAUGUUGUUCGGAUGCUGGUUAAUGAAAAUGAGGUCAAACAGUGGAAAGAGCAGGCAGAGAAAAUGAGAAAAGAGCACCAUGAGCUGCAACAGAAAUUUGAGAAAAAGGAGCGCGAAUGCGACGCCAAGACCCAGGAGAAGGAGGACAUGAUGCAGACGCUCAACAAGAUGAAAGAGAAACUGGAAAAGGAGAGCAACGAGCACAAAAAUGUCAAACAGCAAGUUGCCGAACUCACCGCACGAUUGCAUGAGCUCAGCACACAGCGACAGGCAGCUGUUGUUCCCGGCGGCCCUCCACUCGUCCCUGGCCCUCCCGGUGGCCCAGUGCCUCCUCCACCCAUGCCUGCGUUCGGAGGUCCGCCGCCUCCUCCGCCUCCCCCUGGUGGUAUGAUGCCUCCUCCGCCUCCCCCACCUCCGCCCGGUGGCCCUCCACCUCCUCCUGGCUGCCCGCCCAUGCCGGGUAUUCCUCCUCCGCCAGGUGCACCUCUGGGUCCAUCUAUGAAGAAGAAGAACAUUCCUCAGCCUUCCAAUGCACUCAAGUCAUUCAACUGGUCCAAGUUAGCCGAGAAUAAGCUGGAGGGUACUGUGUGGAUGGACGUGGACGACGCCAAGGUUUUCAAAAUCCUGGACCUGGAGGAUAUUGAAAAGACCUUCUCAGCCUAUCAGAGGCAGCAGGACUUCUUAAUGAUCAAUAACAGCAAACAGAAAGAGGUAGAAGACGAGACACUGAGCUCUAAAAAAGUCAAGGAGCUGUCAGUCAUUGACGGCCGUCGAGCUCAAAACUGUAACAUCCUCCUCUCACGAUUGAAGCUGUCAAAUGAGGAGAUCAAGAGAGCCAUUCUAACCAUGGACGAACAGGAGGACCUUCCCAAAGACAUGCUGGAGCAGCUGCUGAAGUUUGUCCCAGAGAAGAGCGACGUGGAUCUCCUGGAGGAGCACAAACAUGAGCUCGACCGAAUGGCCAAACCCGACCGCUUCCUCUAUGAGAUGAGCAGAAUAAACCACUACCAGCAGAGGCUGCAGUCUCUGUACUUCAAGAAGAAGUUUGCAGAGAGGAUAGCUGAGAUCAAACCCAAAGUUGAAGCUCUCACCAAGGCGUCUAAGGAGAUUUUACAGAGCAGAAACCUGAGGCAGCUGUUGGAGGUGGUUCUGGCCUUUGGAAACUACAUGAACAAGGGUCAGAGGGGAAAUGCUUACGGCUUCAAGGUGUCUUCACUCAACAAGAUUGGUGAUACCAAAUCCAGUAUCGACAAAAACAUCACUCUGCUGCACUACCUGAUCACCAUACUGGAAAAGAAAUAUCCCAAAGUCCUGAUGUUCCUGGAGGAUCUGCAGAGCAUCUCAGAGGCAGCCAAAGUCAAUAUGACAGAGCUGGAAAAGGAUAUCGGCAACCUGCGAAGCGGCUUAAAAAGUGUAGAGAGUGAACUGGAAUACCAGAAGAAACGACCGCAGGAGCUGGGCGACAAGUUUGUGUCGGUGGUGAGCCAGUUCAUCACGGUGGCCAGCUUCAGCUUCUCCGACGUCGAAGACUCUCUCAUCGAAGCCAAAGAACUGUUCCAGAAGGCAGUAAAGUACUUUGGUGAGGACGCCAGCAAGAUGCAGCCAGAUGAGUUCUUUGGCAUCUUUGACCAGUUCCUGCAGUCGUUCGCAGAGGCUCAGCAGGAGAACGAGAACAUGCGAAAACGCAAGGAGGAGGAGGAGCGCAGGGCCAAAAUGGAAGCUCAGCUAAAAGAGCAGAGGGAGAAAGAGCGAAAGGCCCGGAAAGCAAAAGCAAACGGGGAGGACGAUGGAGGCGAGUUCGACGACUUGGUGUCGGCGCUGCGAUCGGGCGAAGUCUUCGACAAGGACUUGUCCAAGAUGAAACGGAACCGCAAGCGGAUCAACAACCAGAGCACGGACUCGAGCAGAGAGCGGCCGGUCACAAAGCUCAACUUCUAAGCGUGGUUCAAGUCGUGAUCCCGCCUCCCACCUCUGUUCAUCAUAAGUUUCCUUCUGGGUCGAACUGACACGCACAUUCCUCUGCACCCUCCUCCACUCCUCCUCCCACCCGGCUCGGCUUCAGUAAACCACGGCCUUGCAUCAUCACAGCACAACACGUUUGGACCUUUCAUCCUCGGAGAUUUUCAGAAGCCAAAAAGUUGAUACCGUGCGACCAAAUCAGAUAAUUCCCACUGGAGGAUGUUUGGUCAUGCUGGAGGAAAGUUUCCCUCCAGGUGUACAAGAUGCUUGUUCGAUAGGAAACGUUUCUAUACGUCAGAAUCUAUGCACAGAGUGAAAAUGUGCAGCCAGGUGAGUCCAAACAGGAAGACGAUUCCAUUAAAAACACGAAGGGGCCAUUUUGUACGGACUGAUUUCGUAGAUUGAGAGGAACUGAAUAUUCCUGGAGAACCUGAACUUCCUCUAAAACGCUCUCUUGGACUGAGACAGAUUUUAAACUGCGAGCUGAGAAGAAGAGUUUUUUUUGUUUGUUUUUUCUAUUCAUCAUUAUUGACGUGCAGCAUUUAUAUAUCUGAUCACUGUAUGUUUUAUUUGAACAUUUUCCCGUUAAGAGCUGGCCUUAACUGUUGAUUUUCUUUGUUGAGUGGGUACUCUCAAAGGCCUGGGCCUGAUCUGCAAUUUCUCAACAAGUGUGAACACUCUGGUCGUAGAUAUAUAUACAUGUAUAGAGCCAUGUGCUUGUUCCACAUGCACAUAGGAGUUAAUAAUUACUCUGCUAAACGCCAUUAAAACCGCACCCAGUCGAUGCAAUACACUCGUCUCCCCCCUCUGAAGAGAGUGCCCUCCUUUAAUGUUUUUAUUUGAGUAGAUGAAAUAUGUUUUCUGCACGUUGGCUGGAUUUACACUGCGGUAAAAAAGAAAAAGAAAAAACAAACAAAACCCAGAUUUUACACUCUGAUCCAUAUGUGAUGUUUUCAUUCCUUUAGAAACAUCACAUCGAGACACGUAACUUCUGGUUUUAAUUUGUCCCUUCGGCUGUGUGAAUCCAUCCAGCGUCCGACGCCUCAACUGAACUUUUAUAAUUUAAAUAUUGCCUUCCAUUGUACAAUGACUUGAUGAUAAUAAAUGUGAGAAAACA
This is a messenger RNA of Amphiprion ocellaris (clown anemonefish), 4871 nucleotides long. Its product is annotated as disheveled-associated activator of morphogenesis 1. Lineage: Eukaryota; Metazoa; Chordata; Actinopteri; Pomacentridae. Gene Ontology annotation, cellular component: stress fiber. Bases 494 to 3733 code for a protein of 1079 amino acids. Gene Ontology annotation, biological process: actin cytoskeleton organization. The transcript has 26 exons. The record is from RefSeq and is a predicted model, not a curated record. Gene Ontology annotation, molecular function: actin binding; small GTPase binding.